UGGUAAUUCUAAUUCGCAGUUGGAUGCCCCCGGAGGAUGGCUCUCCCGUCUCCCUCCUCUCCCUCUCUCCCUAGGCGCUCUCCAUCCACCCCCGCCUCUCCAUCCCCCUCCCCGUCACCGGUGGCGUGGCCCGGGCGUCUUCCCCUCCCCUCGCUGAUGCGACCCUCCCCCUCCCCCCUGCAUGCGUGCCGGUGUUGUCUUCUCCUCCUCCUUCUCCUCUACCCGUGUUGGGAUCUCGCUUUUGGGCUCUCGCCUCCGAUGAGGACGAGCCGUGGUCUGCUCCUUCCUCCCCCUGCUGCUCGCCGGCGGGUCCGGGGCGGUCGGCGGCCCUCCCUCCUGCGCCCCGCCCCCGCAAGUUUGCUCCUGGUGGGAAGGGUCGGCCUUGGGCUGCUGCAGUGCCCGAUGAUGGCUGGAUCCGGGUUUCUCGCCGUCGGUGCAAGUUUGGUAAGAGUUCGGUUGUUCUUCCUGGUUUGGGGAUUCUGGGAGCCGCCCCUGAUGGGGAGCUUGGUGGCUCUCCCCAUCAUCCUCUUCCUCCUGUGGUGAUUCCCCGUCUGCCGCGCCGCCAGCGGCGGUGCUCCCGGGGCGGUUGGUGCCGCCGGUGUCGCUUGACCUAGAUCUGGUGGUCACUCCGUUGGGUAAUGGGCCGCUAGCUGGGCCCUCUGGUGGGCUUGUUGGGCCGCUCGCUGCUGCCCCACCAGGUGGGACCUCUUUCCCCCCGCUUUCGUCUGUCGUCGAUUUUCCCCCUCUAGCAUCUACUGGCCCAGUUAGGGUCCCCGCUGUGUUGCCUGCUCCUUCCGCUUCGGUGGCCCAUUCAGCCCGUCGGGCCCAGGUGGGCACGGCGUCGACCGGCUACUUAUGGAUUCCCCAUGGUUCCUCCCCCCUUUGCUAGGUUUUCCGGCUUCCGCUGCAGAUUUGCGCCGCCACCGCUUUCCCAUCCGCCGUCUCGUCAGAUCUAGCCCUCCUCCUCCCCUUCUCCUCUCCUUUGCUGCGGUGCUCACCAUGGACAAGUCUCGGGACUCGUCGUGCGAGGCUGUGUCGGGCAGUAAGCGGCCGCGCGAGGAGUCGCCUGCGUCUACGGUGGAUCUGGAGCUCGAGGCCGAGCUCCGCUCUAAGCUGGAGGCGGAGCAAGCGGCCCGCGAGCAGGUGGCUCGGGACCGUGCGGCCUGGGCUGCGGGUCCGGAUUGGUCACAGCGCUCGGAGCGGGGGCGCGCCCCUGGCUCUGGCCCUUCGCGUCCUGCUUCUGGUCCCUCUCCUCCUCCUGUGGUGGAUCCAUGGGAGGCGGCGGCGGCCUUCGGUGGUGGGGGUUCUUCCUCCUCGGGCUCCUUGCCUGUGCUUGGCGCGGGGCGCGGCGCGCCUGCCCCGGUGCGUUUCCCCCCUCCUCCUCGUCCGGCUAGUGCGGGUGUGGGGUCCCGCCCGCCGCCUCGGUCCUUCGUGGGGGCGGCGCGGUGCCCCUCGGUCCUCUCCCUGGAUCUUCCUCCUCGCCGGUGGUUGGGGACGGGAUCUUGCCUCCUCCUCCUUCGCUCCCGCAUCCCCGCCCCUCCUCUGCCUCCCACAGCAAUCCUUCUGCGCUCACCUGCUUCGCCUGCCACAAGCCCAAUCACUUCCAAUCUCGAUGUACCAACCCUCCAUUCUGCCUGAUUUUCCGCUCUGAUGGGCACCUCACGGUCAAUUGCUCUAAUAGACUGAAACCUCCCUCGCUCCUCUAGUUUGGUACUGGCCUCCCUGGUUGUGCCUUCUUUGGUUUUGAUAGUGAUCUGCCUACUCUGGAGGUGGCCCCCUCGCUUUCGAAUGCGGCUAUUAUUUCUGUGAAGGACCAGAAGAUCUCUCCCCAGACUUUACUCGAUGGGCUCCGGAUCUCGGACGAGGCUGGAUGGGAUUGGCAAGUGGCCCAGAUUUCUGAUCAUGAGUUUUCAGUUGUGUUCCCUUCCAAGGAGUGCAUGUGGAUGAUCGCUUCUUGUACUAGCUUCACCCUUCCCCUCAACCAACUGGUCAUCUCGGUCAAGCCGGCAACUUGCAAUGGUACGGUGGUUGGCCCUCUUUCUCAGGUCUGGGUUUUGAUUGAUGAUUUACCAGCUGGGCUCCGCUCUUCUGCCUUUCUCAUGGUGGUGGGGGUUCUAAUUGGGAAGCCCGUGGAGGUGGAUUUGGAAUCUCUGAAUAAGGUUGGCCCCGCUAGGAUGAAGAUUUGGUGUCUGGAUUCGGGUCGUGUUCAUGGAUCGGUCGAUGUUUUUCCCUCCCCCGGCGGUAUCAGGCUCAGGGUGCGGGUGGAGGGGGCGGCUGCCUAUCAACCCCCUCCUCCCCCUUCUCCUCCUUCUAAUCCCAUGGAUAAACACGAUAAGGACGAGGAUGGAUCGAUGGGUGGUAAUAACCAGAGUGAUGGCUCCAAUCUUCGUUUCACCCAAUCUGAAUGGGAUGGCUUGGCUGAGUCUGAAAGGGAGCUGUUCCAGUCUCAAGAUCCUUCUAGUGCUGCCCCUCGGCAGUCUUUGGCGAUUCCUCCUACUGAUUCCAUGGUUGCUGCUCCUGAUGUUGCUUCUCUGAAGAUCCCGCCUGUGUCGGCUACCCCCAAGUCUGGUGCUUGCUCCAACCUCCCGGCUCGCCCGAUCUCCCCCACCCGCUCCGGGAUUGAGGAUCUGCCUGCCUCCCCUGAGCGUGAUGUGGUGGGUGCCCAGUCUCAGAGGAAGAAAAAGUCUUCGGUGCGCAAAUUCUCAGCUAAGAGCAGGAAUUCUCUGGGCUCAAAACAAUCCAUUACCGGUGUCUGCCGUCGUCUCGACAAGGAUCCCGGGUCCAUGUCUCGCUCUGGUCCAUCUCCGGCUUCCCCCGUUCCUCGGGCGCAGGCGAUUCGGUCGCCGGCGUCUACGGCCCGCAAAGGUUGGCGGGUGGCCAACUCGGGAGGCUCUGUUCUGCAGCGGGCGGAAAAGCGGGCUGCGGCGAAGGAUCUUCCUACCCCAGCAGUGGAGAUUAUUGACUAAAGACGACGAUCGGGAUGCCCUGGACGUGCUCAUCGCCAAAAUUCGGGCUUCGUCAUCCCUCUUCUCAGGGCUGGGCCCAAACGUCUGAUCUAUGUCGCGGUGGUUAUAUCCGUUUGGUGGUAGUCUUCUCUUUCCCUCCGGCCCGCGCGCCGUGUAUGGCAGGGUGCCAUGUAUCGCUCUGAAACUUCUUUCGCUUGCUACAGGCUCUAUGUUCGUUGGAUUUGC
Messenger RNA from Triticum dicoccoides, 3191 nucleotides. RefSeq lists its product as uncharacterized. The transcript is spliced from 2 exons. The record is from RefSeq and is a predicted model, not a curated record. Lineage: Eukaryota; Viridiplantae; Streptophyta; Magnoliopsida; Poales; Poaceae. The coding region runs from base 1938 to 2966 and encodes 342 amino acids.